AUGGGUCAUUCAGAAGGUAAUACAGUCUCUUACAAGGAGUUAUCGACACCCGGCAAUUCUGUGGCCAGAACACGUAUUCAAUCCUCGAAGGAGCCAUCUUAUACUGGAUCCCUAAGCUUUGGGCUUUCAACAAAAGCAGUGUCAGGGUCCACUGGAUCCUUAGGGCAACAGCGACACUCUUUAGGAGCUGCAUCACCAUCUGCACAGUCAUCCAUGCACCAACCUCCUCCCUCUCCUUCAUUCUCAGGGCACUAUUCCGAUCAAAUAGUGCACAAUUUAGCUGAAAGAGACCAUCCACUAGCUCAGGCCCCACCUAAUGUGGAUUUAAGAUUAACUCAAUCUUCAGGAUUGAACAAAGGACCUAAUAAUCCAUUCUCUCUAGAUUCACUGUCAAUGCCACAUCAGAGUGCUCAUCUGAGCGAUUCACAAAAAUUGCUGCCCCAAAAUUUACAGACUUCAUCUACUACGACAACUAAUCUUCAUCCAAGGCACCAUAUUCCCUUUCCACAAUGGCUACAUCCCGAAUCCAAACAGUCUGAACCUUCGGAACAAACCUGGAAACCUCCACUGCCUCCAACCAUGGGAAAUUCUUCAGCGGACCAAUCAAAUCCUCUUGGUGCAGAUGCCUCAGGACAGUUGAGUACCAGUAGUCUGCUGGCUGCUGUUAUGAACAGUGGAAUACUCGGUAAAAGCUCUAUUACUGGUAGUCUACCUAAAUUGAGUUUGCAAGAUGCUGGGGCAAUGACAUCCCAAGCAGGUGUGCAACCUCCUUUACCCAGUGGCCCCCCUCCUACCCACUUUACGUCCUCUGGGCCCAAGUUUUCACCUGCAUCUCUUUUGAAUCUACCUACACAUGAAAAGACAGAGGUUUCUACUGUGAUUCCUGAGAGAAAGGUAGAAUUGCCACCACUGCCACCUGGCCCUCCACCAUCUUCUCUUGUAGGCAGUGCCUCAUCACAAACUUCCAAUGUGAUGACUGCUGCCUCUAAUCCAAUGUCAAGUCUCCUUAAUUCAUUAGUUUCCAAGGGUUUGAUAUCUACAUCAAAGACAGAGUCAACCGCAAUUGCUCCUCCCCAGAUGCCUCUUCCAGCCCAGAAGCCAGCCAUUGCUACCACUACUUCAAUCCCGGUUUCUUCGGUACCAGUUUCCUCAGCUGUCCCACUUUCAUCUACUUUAGAUGAGCUUUCUUUUUCCACACCUGCUGCUCAAAUCUCCAGUGUCUUACCCCAACCCACCACAGAAGAGAUAAAAAAUCUCAUUGGUUUUGAGUUUAAGUCGGAUAUCAUUCGAGGCUCACAUCCAGCUGUGAUCAGUGAACUCCUUGAUAACCUCCCAUAUCAGUGCAGCAUAUGUGGGCUUCGCCUCAAAUGUCAGGAACGUUUUGAUAGACACUUAGAGUGGCAUGCAUCGAAGAAUCCUAAACUGAAGAGUUCAAGUAAGCCUUCAAGGGACUGGUAUGUAGAUUCCAUUGAGUGGGUUUCCGGUAAGGCUGGCAUGCAAUCUGGUGUUGGAUCCACUGGUCCAUUGGAAUGUUCCAGAAAGGCAGUGGAGAGUAUUGAGGAGAUGGCUCCUGCAGAUGAAAGUCUGUGUUUGUGUGUUUUGUGUGGUGAGUUGUUUGAAGACUUUUACAGUCAAGAAAGGGAUGAAUGGAUGUUCAAAGGAGCUGUUUACAUGGCUAUCCCAUCCAGAGACUGUGAGACAGGAAAUUCAAGUGAUGGUGCCGCUCAGGGACCUAUUGUGCAUGCAAAGUGUAUAUCAGAAAGUUCAGUUCAUGAUUUGGGGCUAGCUGACAAUAUUAAAAUGGAAAUGGACGCAUAA
Messenger RNA from Ilex paraguariensis (yerba mate), 1818 nucleotides. NCBI's taxonomy places the organism in Eukaryota, Viridiplantae, Streptophyta, Magnoliopsida, Aquifoliales, Aquifoliaceae. The record is from the annotation of a GenBank genome assembly.